Molecule: messenger RNA, 1123 nt
Organism: Camelina sativa (false flax)
Lineage: Eukaryota; Viridiplantae; Streptophyta; Magnoliopsida; Brassicales; Brassicaceae
Source: RefSeq, a predicted model, not a curated record
AUAUGAUCAACAGUUACCUAUCCUCUGUCUCUCUCUUACAAGCCAAAGAAAGAGAGAGAGUUCUUUCUGGAUUGUAGAAAGAUUCGUCAGCGAUUGAUGGAGAGAGAUUCGGCGUGGACUGUGACUGGGUCGGAGGGAACGACGGCUAAACAGCUAGGAGAGCCUGGGAAUCGAUUCAGCAAACAAGGAUUUCGAUUUCUCUUUUUUUUUUCUCUCUCAUCACAGAACGUAAAUUAAAUCUUUUUUCUUUUGUUUUUGGGGGUCAUCUUCUCCGGCGAGAGAGAAAGAGCAAUGGACUCUCCGUUAUCAAAAACCGAUGCGUCGAAAGAGAAAUUUGUGGGUUCACCACGGCCAUCAACAACGACGGCUGAUUCAAAUGCGAUGAGAGGUUGUAGACUCGCUAAUCUUACAUGGUUUGGUGUUGAUAAAGUGGAGCUUCGUCAAAAGCUUAUGAUGCCUGAGUAUUUCCGUCUAGCUAUGCGUGACUGUAUCAAACUGAAGGAUUCAACCAGAUUUAUGUGUUCAGGCCUGUCCAUAUUAAUGGUUGUUUUCAUUAACCCCAAAUCUGGUGGUCAUCAUGGUCUUGUGCUUAAAGAGAAGCUUCAACUGUUGAUGAGCGACAUUCAGGUGUUUUACCUUACGGAAGUGAAGCCUCAUGAGUUUGUAAGAUACGGGUUGGCGUGUUUGGAGAUAGUGGCAGCGAAAGGAGAUGAAUGUGCUAAAUAAUGCAGAGCAAGGUUGAAGAUUAUGAAAUGUUGACAAGGCCCUGUUUCAAAUAAGGUUGUAUGAUUUUCGAGUAAUGAGACUGAGGUCCAUCGACGAGGCUUUCGAUUGUGGCUGCUUCAAGCAGGCUGUCGAUCCCACAUUUGGUUUACCAUUCUAUUCCAUUUUCUAAAUUUACGGUUUAACAUUCUAUUCCAUUUUCUGGUCUUGCAAACAAUUAUUCUAUAUCAUGUUCCUUGGAAUGCUAUUACCCAGUUUGAGUUUUGAAGGUAGUAUCCUGUAGGGUUUAGUGAACCUUCUUUUUAUGUGUUAAAUUCAAAAUUGUUCUAAUAUAUGUGUAAUUCUUCAAACUUCCGAGUCAUGCCAUUUACAUCUAUAAAAUUAUUAAUGUUUGUAUCUA